Alternaria triticimaculans is the source of this 2031-nucleotide messenger RNA. RefSeq lists its product as uncharacterized. Gene Ontology annotation, biological process: DNA-templated transcription; positive regulation of transcription by RNA polymerase II. NCBI's taxonomy places the organism in Eukaryota, Fungi, Ascomycota, Dothideomycetes, Pleosporales, Pleosporaceae. Bases 1 to 2031 code for a protein of 676 amino acids. Gene Ontology annotation, molecular function: sequence-specific DNA binding; DNA-binding transcription factor activity, RNA polymerase II-specific; zinc ion binding. The transcript has 2 exons. The record is from RefSeq and is a predicted model, not a curated record.
AUGCAGAACCGCACCAAAGUCCGUCGUCGCGUGCUGGCCUGUGCUCGCUGUCGGAAGCGUAAACUCUCGUGUGAUGGCAAGGUUCCCGCCUGCACGCGUUGCGUAGAUGCUAGCGUCCAGUGUGUGGGAUUCGAUUCUUCAACCCAGCAAGAAGCUCCGCGCUCUAUUGCCGACUUUCUGGAAGCGCACAUCGCGCGGCUCGAGGGCCAAAGCAGCACGCCCUCGACGCUGCCAUCUCUAGGACAGUCAAGUGCUACUCUGUCAUCCCCGGCAGAUUCUCACGCAUCUGACUCGAGGCCGGGGAAUUGGCGUCCAGAGAAAUGUGCCUUCGCCGACAGCCUCGUCAACCAGGUCAUGCAAGACAUCACGCCUUCUUUCCUUGGUGUGUGCAAAGCUCGGCCCUUCCUACAGUGCGUCAUCAGAGGCACGAGGCUGCCUUCGAAAAAGGGACCUGUUCUUUCCAACGAUCUGAACGAAAACCACCCCAGAUCCAUCUUGAACCCUCAGCAGACCAAGGGGCUGUUCUAUGACCUCAUGCCUGACGAGGUUGGCGCCAACAAACUACUCCAAAACUACCUAGAUCGCGUCAUCACACAAUACCCCAUCUACCAUCGAAACGACGUGACAACUGCUUUCAACUCCAUCUAUCACAAGAAAGCAGCAACGCCAAAUGAAGACUCGUUCCGAAAUCGAUACAUAGUCUGCAUCAUCAUGGCCAUCUCACUAACAACAAGCGCACGGAAUAAUGUGCAGAAGGCAAACGACCUUGCAUAUCAGCUUGUUCGACACGCCAUGCAAUGGAUUCCAGAGGUUGCAACCAACGAUAUUGCUGGACUACAAGCUAUACUGCUACUAACCCAAUACAUCUUCCUGAAUCCUAAGAUGGCCGAUCUAUGGCUCAUGACAGGUCUCAUCAGCCAAGCAGUCAUUGACCUCGGAUUGCACCAAGAGCUGCCCAAUGAUGCUAAAGUCUCCGUUUACCAACGCGACAUGCGACGACGUAUAUUUUGGUGUGCAUGGGAGAUGGAAGUUGGCGUCUGCUGCAUAUUUCUACGCCCUACAAGUCUUCCGGUUGGGCGCAUAGAUGUUCAUUUUCCCAUGGAGAUUGACGACACCGCCAUUACGCAAUCUAGCAUAUCACCGACUGGACGACUAUCGAAAUUCACGCAGCGUAUCAUUUGUCGCUUUCGCCUUAUCGAAGCUGACGUCAUAUCCGUCUUGUGGCAUGAAGACCCUAUAUCUCAAGAGUGCUCCUCGUUGGAGGAGUGGGUACAACACACUAUCAAUGCAAUGUCAGAUUGGCAACGCGAGAUAUAUGCAGCUUCAGAGGCCAACAAAGAUCGUAGCUUGAAUGCACGAUGGACUGAGAUGCGCUUAUACUCCGACAUCGCAACCCCUUACGUCUUGUCCUUGUUGCAUCGCACCUCUCGACGACUGCCGAACCCAAGUAAAGAGCAAAUGAUGAUCGCUCUACUCAAUGCCGUCAAGGUUGCUGACGGCUACUUUCAGCAAUCUGAGGCAGAAGCGGGAAAGAUCAAAUACGUCUUCCAUCCAUGCCAUCAUGUCUUCAAUUGUGCGCUCAUAUUCUUGCAAGGUUUGCAGCGCUGUCCGAAAGAAGUUGCGGACCAAUACUCAUGGCAACAAGUUGAAGAAUGGAUGCACGUCUUUUCGAAAUGCUUCUUGUCCAUCUCAGAGCGAUGGGCAGCCGCGAAAAGGUGUUUCGAAGAGUACGAGCGACUACUCCUUCCGGUCAAGAAGGAAUACCUUGAAUUCCUGAAUCAGAGAGCGAGCUAUUGUCCGCCAACACUCCAACAAACGGUCUCUGAUGCGAGCAAUCUCUACGACUACCAAGUGCCGCCCUCUAUACUUACAGAGAUCGACGAGGCUUACCAGUUCUGGACAGUCUUCAACCCCACCUCGGCGAUCGAUGCACCAGACCCACUGGGUGCGUACUCUUACAAUCUCGCGCCUUCCGAUUGGAAUGCGGAGUUCUCUUUGAAUGAUAAUAUGGACAUGACACCGGAGUUAUAG